This is a messenger RNA of Nymphaea colorata (pocket water lily), 2133 nucleotides long. RefSeq lists its product as uncharacterized. Lineage: Eukaryota; Viridiplantae; Streptophyta; Magnoliopsida; Nymphaeales; Nymphaeaceae. Bases 87 to 1877 code for a protein of 596 amino acids. Gene Ontology annotation, biological process: protein phosphorylation. Gene Ontology annotation, molecular function: ATP binding; protein kinase activity. The transcript is spliced from 2 exons. The record is from RefSeq and is a predicted model, not a curated record.
GGGGGCGAGGAACAAAACGACCCCAAGGCAAACGUCUCUCCCUCUCUCUUUCUCUCUCUCUCUCGCUGUGCAAGGAAGGUGCGGCCAUGGCGGCCUUAGAGUGCUGGAGCAGUCGCACCAGCAUCGAUGAGGACAUGGUAGAGCAGGUCCUGAUGAAAUCCAACGACCGGUCCGAGGCCUUUCCUUCUCCACCCACAUCACCGCCUCUCCGAGCAGACGACGCCGGCAACCAGAGCGGCCCCGUUUCUCAGAAGGAGUGGCAGCGGAAAUGGGCCAGGAUCGGCCGGAAUGUCGCCGGGGCCAUCACCAACCUCAAGACCCACCUCAACCUCGACUCCAUCGCCAGCCGAAUCUCGGCGGCUUCCGAAUCGAGGCGGCUCAUCUGGGGCUCGGUGGUGCACGACCUGACACAGCUCUACCCGGGAAGCCAGCUCCCCGAGAAGCUCAUUGCCAACGUCCGCAAGCACUUCGACUCGCUGCCUCUGAGCUACGCACAGGCUGGGUUCGACAUGAAGGAGGUUCUCGCCCACAUGCGGUUGAUCGAAGAGGCCGUAACCGAGGACCGCCCGGCCGUUUCCGUCGAGGAGGAUGCCGGGGACGAGUCGGACGCUCGCCGCGGCAGCAUCUCGGUCUUUCGCCUCGCCUUCGCCUGCAACUCCUGCAUUUCGUGGCCGGCGGUGUCCUGCGUCCUUGACGACCCUUCUUUCUGCUGCAAGAAGAUGCAGAUCUUCGAGCGGAAGAACCUCACUCUCGGUGUCGUCACUGUCUUGGUGCCGGCUGGCCAGGAGAGGGCUUUCCGGUACAGGGUUGAAACCGCGCUGAGAUCAGCCACCAGACGACCUAGACAGGCCGCCAUGAGAAUCGCUCUGGGGCUAUGUGGUUGCCAGGAGGAGAACAUCAAGAACCCUGCGGAGUGCGAAAUGGGCGACGAGCCGGCCGGUCGAGAAUUGACCGACAACUCCUCCGAUCGAUCCCCACUGAAAGCUUGUCAAAUGGGCAGCUCUUCCUUUUCUGUUUCAAUCGAUGAAUUGCAGAACGUCAGGACCGGCGGCGAGGAUCUCGGAAAAUGGCUGCUGAAUUCGGACUACGUCGAGGUUGCCGAGCAAUUGGGGUCUAGAGUGUUCAAAGGAGUUUACAGAGGUAAGAAGGUAGCCAUCAUCAAGAUUCCCGGCUGCGAAAGAGGAAUGCGCUACGACGUUGAGUUGAGGAGGGAUCUGUUGGAGCUCAUGACUUGCGGGCACAAGAAUGUCCUUCAAUUCCAUGGAGUACUGCUGCACCCUGUGCACGGAUUGUGCACUGUCACGAAGCUGAUGGAAGGUGGAUCCAUCGACCGGUUGAUUCGCCGCGGGGGCGGGAAGAAGCUUCAGUACAAAGAAGUCAUCAAGAUUGCCACCGAUAUCAUGGAGGGAAUGGCUUUCUUGAAUGAAAAUGGUGUUGUUUACAGAGACCUAAACACAAACAGGGUGCUUCUUGACAGACAAGGGAACGCUUGCCUUGGAGAUAUGGGUGUAGUUUCACUAUGCAAUCAAGAUGGGGAGGUCUUGGAAUAUGAAACAGCAGGGUAUAGGUGGCUAGCGCCAGAGAUAAUUGCAGGUGAUCCGGAAAGUGUGGUAGAAACGGAGAAGAGCAAUGUCUAUAGCUUUGGGAUGAUCCUGUGGGAGAUGGUGACGGGAGAGAUGGCAUAUGAGUCGUAUUCGCCUGUUCAAGCGGCCGUUGGGAUCGCCGCCUGCGGUCUCCGGCCGGAUGUACCGGCUGACUGCCCCCUUGUUUUGAAGUCUUUGAUGCAGAAGUGUUGGAACAACUUCCCUUCCAAAAGACCUCGUUUAUCUGAUUUGCUCACAGUUCUUAGGGCUGCUACUUCACUUCCUAGUAGAUGAAUAGGUUCUGUGGUAAUUGCCUCUCUCGUGGAUGUGGUUUUCCUUUUUCCGUUUGUGGAUAUGGCUGCAUCAGCUUUGUGGCUCUCCUUUUUUAAGAUUAUACUUGGCUCUUUGUAACAAUCAAUCAUUUGCUGCUCAUUGUUGACAUCUUUUUUGCUUGUAUAUCAGAAAUCAGAUACAUGGAAAAAAAGUGUAUCGUUUCACAUCUUAUCCACUUGUGUAGACUUAUAAAAGAGAAAAAAUUGCCUUCUCUCUC